This is a messenger RNA of Gossypium raimondii (Peruvian cotton), 2300 nucleotides long. RefSeq names its product adenine nucleotide transporter BT1, chloroplastic/mitochondrial. NCBI's taxonomy places the organism in Eukaryota, Viridiplantae, Streptophyta, Magnoliopsida, Malvales, Malvaceae. The record is from RefSeq and is a predicted model, not a curated record. The transcript has 3 exons. Bases 818 to 2002 code for a protein of 394 amino acids. Gene Ontology annotation, biological process: transmembrane transport.
AAGGUGGCAAGUGUCCUUUGUCAUGUUUGGCGGAAACUGAAGGGAAAAAGAAAAGAUCCCGUGAGAGAUGCAGUGUCCGGCAGGCAGCACAAGGAUCCGCCUUGUCUUCUCCAGAAUCCAGUGCCUUUGAGUGGUAACUGGAAAGGUGCAAUCAGAUCACCUAUAUACAUUUGUCUCUACUUUUACAAUGCUUUGCUGGUCUUAUUAUAUAUCACUAAAUUGGCCGCAAAAGUAAAAGAUAAUAUUUCCAUUAAUUCAUAAGCAGCAUUCAUUGUCCAUUCAGUUUCCAUUUAUAAAACCAAUAUUGAAGGCGCAGCAAAUUACUGAAAUCUCCAAAGCUACAGAACACCUUCAUAUUCACAUUCACUCCGCUUGUUAGAUUGUAAGUACGGCAAAAUAAAACCUAACACUUCCCCACUAAACCCACCAAACCAAACCUAGCUGACCCCAAUCCUAUAAAUACUACUUUUAUAUUAUAUGAACAUAAUAUAAUAUAUAGCUUUUGGGUUCUCCAAUACGAGAGAAAGAGGAAAAUAUGAAACCCUGACCUGAGAGCAUCAGAUACAUUCACCUUUCCUCUCUGCUCUCCGCCUCCCUUCCUCCUGUUUAUUCCAUGUUUAGGAUUCUAACCUUUUUUCUUGUCUCUUAUUCUAUUUAGCUUGUUUAGAAUACUUGGUUUGUCUCAAAUUUGGAGUUUUUUAGGCACCCAUUUCUUCAAAAACACGCUCACUUCUCUUAAAACAAUGAAAAACACGGAUUUGGGUGUUCUAUAAACCCUAGAAAAGCACCCCCUUUUUUUAAUUUUUUGUUUCUAAUCAUGAGCAAGGGAGGAGUUCAGAUGCUUGAUGACAAGAAAGAGGGGUUUUUCUCUGUAUGUAAUUUGGGGUCUCAGUGGAGUCUGGAACAGAAUAAUGUUUAUCCAGGUGGGUUAUUUGCAAGCGUUGGUCAGAUGGGGAUAGGAUUUGGCGUAUCCCCGGAUUCCCCAAAUCCCCGUGACAAUGGUGGAAUCAAAGCACCGUUUUCCGAUUUUUUUCUGAAAUAUUUACCAUCACAAGAGGAAAUACGUGUUGUUGGAGUAGCAGAAGGUGAAGCAGCUUCCAAGACAAAGAAGAAAGUUGGAUUAAAACUAAAAAUCAAGGUUUCUAAUCCUUCAUUGAGGAGGUUAAUAAGCGGUGCCAUAGCUGGGGCGGUUUCAAGGACUUGCGUCGCACCAUUGGAGACCAUAAGGACGCAUUUGAUGGUUGGGAGUAGUGGGAGUUCUACACUUGAAGUUUUCAAUGAUAUAAUGCAGACUGAUGGGUGGAAGGGGUUGUUUAGGGGUAAUUUUGUUAACGUGAUUCGGGUUGCACCUAGCAAGGCAAUAGAGCUAUUUGCUUUCGAUACUGUGAAUAAGCAGUUAUCACCCACACCUGGGGAAGAACCAAAGAUUCCAAUUCCUUCUUCAUUAGUUGCAGGAGCUUGUGCUGGAGUCAGCUCAACAUUGUUGACCUAUCCUCUUGAGUUGAUUAAGACUCGAUUAACCAUUGAGAAAAAUAUGUAUGAUGGUAUACUUGAUGCUUUCUUAAAAAUACUGCAAAAGGAGGGCCCUGGUGAACUUUAUAGAGGCCUUGCUCCUAGUCUCAUUGGAGUAAUUCCAUAUGCUGCCACUAACUAUUUUGCAUAUGAUACUUUACGGAAAGUGUACCGUAAAGUUUUGAAGGAUGAGAAGAUUGGCAACAUCGAAACCCUUUUAAUAGGAUCACUAGCAGGGGCUAUUUCAAGUAGUGCAACAUUCCCACUUGAGGUGGCUCGCAAGCAAAUGCAAGUAGGGGCGCUGAACGGAAGACAGGUGUACAAGAACGUGUUCCAUGCACUGUCGAGCAUUCUGAAGCAAGAAGGGUUUCAUGGGUUAUAUAAAGGUUUGGGUCCAAGUUGCAUGAAAUUGGUACCUGCUGCUGGGAUUUCAUUCAUGUGCUAUGAAGCAUGCAAAAGGAUACUGGUAGACAAAGAUGAGGAAAUGUAGAAUUUGUGGAGCUGGCAUAAGUUUUAGGCUUUCUUUCAAUUUUUUGAUAUAUUGAACCGGCUAAAUUUUGUUGGUUGAGGGCUUACUCUUGAGUUUGGGUAGCGGCAUCUUUAACUGCAAGGUAAGUGGGUAAGAAAUGAGGUUGGCAAUCCAUAGGGGGUUUCCUUUGGACUAGAAAUUAAGUUGGUUGUUGGUAUUUAAAGAAUGAAAGGCUUGUUACAGUGUUCUACAGCAUGUUUGACUUUAACCAUGAAAGGGGGUCGGUUACCUUUUUUAUUAUUAUUAUCUUUUUUUAACA